AUCAUAUAUUUGUUGGGAUCGGAAUCAAUCAAAAGCUAGGGUUUGAACCAUCCUACAAACACAAACGCGCACACACACAGUUACAUAUAAAGAAAAUGGCUUCAUCAUCAUCAGUAAAUUCAAAAGUAGUACGUUUGAAAUAAUUCAUAGACUUGAAAGAGAAGAAGAUUUUGUUUGCGGAAGCAGACAACGAAGCUGCUGAUUUCCUUUACCAUAUCAUUGCUAUGCCAAUGGGGGCUUUCAUGUUUCUAACCAAAGAACAGACGAGAUUUGGUUCCCUCGGAAACCUCUAUGAUAGCAUCGAAACCCUAAACCAAUCCUACAUUCAGCCAAACCAAACCAAAGUUAGAAUCCUUAAACUCAUUCCACAAACUUUUGAUGAACCCUUUUCAUCAAGUCCUCUCUUUUCAUCAUCAUCAUCCAGUACUCGGAAAGAUGGGAAAGAUUUUUACGGAUGCAGCCAUUGUUAUUUAUUCCACUGUUUCAGUAAUAAAUCUGGGACCAAGUGUUCUGAUUGCAAUAAACCUAUGAAUUUAAAGAUUGAAUUUGUUACACCUCCGGGAGUGGAAGGUGGAUUUGUGAAGGGAGCAGGCAAGUAUAUGGUUUUGGAUGAUCUCACCGUGAAGCCGGAAUCGGCCGUCGAUUUGCUGAAAGUGUUGAAUGGAAGGGACCCAGAUACCCUUGAGGAGAAAGUGCUUGAUAUAAGCAUGGAUAAGGCGCUGCAAUUGGUCAAAACAUCUAUGAAGUCCACCACUGUUCUUACGGACGUCUUCUUGAGUAAUAUCAUAGGAGGAUUGAAGCGGAAAAGAGAUGCAAGGACAAAAGUCGAGCCGAUUGAAUUGAAUUAACC
Messenger RNA from Oldenlandia corymbosa var. corymbosa, 850 nucleotides. The record is from the annotation of a GenBank genome assembly. NCBI's taxonomy places the organism in Eukaryota, Viridiplantae, Streptophyta, Magnoliopsida, Gentianales, Rubiaceae.